AUGGCUGCCCGCACUCCCCGCGCUGCUGCAGCCGCCGCCGCUGCUUCCUCCUUGCUCUCGCCAACCCCCCGAGCCCUCGGCAGUACCGGCACCCCUGUGCUCGCUGAGUGCCCCGGCAAUGACGAUGAGAGUGAGAGGCGCCAGCGCCGCCGCUCCAGGGCCGUGGACUCAUCGCUGCAGGGCCUCGGCUCACCCUCGCUCAGGGCUGAGGAGGAGCCCGGGCACCGACACCGCUGGGCACGGGCCGAGGGGAACGCGGUCACCGACACCGCUGGGUCGGGGCUGAGGGGCUCGGUUGCUGACCCCGCUGUGUCCCGCAGGCCCGAGGGCUGGCAGCCGCCGCUGUCCCAGUGGAGCAAUGCGCAGAUCUCGGAGCACUACAGCACCUGCAUCAAGCUCUCCACCGAGAAUAAAAUCACCACCAAAAACGCCUUUGGGCUGCACCUGAUCGAUUACAUGACUGACAUCCUGAAGCAGAAGAACUCGGAGCUCACCAACUUCCAGAUGGCAGCUGGGACUCUGGAUGCCAGCGCCAAGAUCUACGCCGUGCGCGUGGAUUCUGUCCACGCUGACGCCUUCAAGGUCCUGAGCCACCUGGGCAAGGAGCACCCCCCUGCCAGGGACCUGGACAGCCCCGAGGAAGGCUCCAGCCCGGGCCCUGAGGCUGCCAGGAAAGAAGCAAAGCCAAAGAAGAAGCAAAGCUUCAAAACCAUCGAGCAGAACCUGAGCAACAUCAACGUGUCCGAGGCCAAUCGCAGGCACGAGGUGGAUCCCAUGUUCCAGAGAGCAGCCGCCUCCUUUGACGAGUGCAGCACUGCUGGGAUUUUCCUGACAGGGCUGCGCUCCCAGAGCUUCCAGAGCCGCCUCCUUUUCCACUCGGAGAUUGUCCCGCUGUCCUCCUCGGAGAGCCUGGCCCUGCCCAGCUCCGACCCUGUCCCUGUGGCCGGGCUCAAAGCCCUGCUGGCCCCGUGCCUGGAAAAACGCCGGAUCUGCUCCUCCCUGGCCGGAUUCCAGUUCACCAAGUGGGAUGAGGAGACCCACAACGAGUCGGUGUCGGCGCUGCUGGAGAAGUUCCGCAGGAGCGAGCAGGCGUUCGAUCCCAACCUGGAUCCCGACAGCGACGACGGGGAGGGCUGGGGCCCCUCCCAGCUGGAAUUCCCACCGGAUUCCCCGGAUGGAGACAGGAGCCCAGAACUGCAGGAGAGCAGCAAGAGGCCCGAGGGAGCUCCCUUUGGUGCGGGGGACAUCGGCACGCUGAGCCUGCACGUGUCCCUGAAUCCCGGAGAAUAUUCCUACUUCAGCCCCCGCACCCUCGCUAUGUGGGCCGGCCCCGAGCACUGGCGCUUCCGGCCCCGCCCACACCCAGCCUCGGGCCUGGACAAGGAUUCCCGGCGGAGGAUUCCCAAGAAGGUUUUCGAGUUGGAUUUCCAGGAGGACAUCGACUUCCAGGCCCAUUUCCGUAAGACCAAGGCAUCCAUAACUUUGGCCAAAUCCAUCCUGGAAAACCAAAAUCUCCGGAGCACCACACUCCCUGCAGACUUCAACUACGAGCCCCAGAACCUGGGGCAGCUCUUCCUGAAACCCUUGGUCAAGCUCAGCCGGAGCUCGGAUCCAGUGGAAGCCUUGGAUACGGAGGCUGGGAUUGAGGACUACGACUACAACAACCCCAACGACACCUCCAACUUCUGCCCUGCCCUGCAGGUCCCUGACAGCGAUGAUGAUCCCGAUGCCAACCCUGCAGAAUUCCCGAGCCAGCUCCCGGCUCCUCCAGAGCUCUCCAUGAUCAACGGGGGGAACGUCCCGGGCUGUGGGGAGCUGGAGCUCAUUGCUGAACCCCAGAAGAUCCAUAAAAUCCACAUCCAGUACGCCAAGACAGCCAAGAGGAUGGACAUGAGGCGGCUCAAGAGGAACAUGUGGGAGCUGCUGACGGAGCAGGGAGCAGCAGCGGAGGGGGAGGAUCCUGGGGAAGGGACGGACUUGGAAGUGGCUGGAGAGAAAGUCCUGAGUGACCUCACCAAGGAUCUGCUCCACAGGCUCCCUCCUGCCAUGGCCACCGACCUGUCAGUGCCCCUGGCCUUCGUGUGCCUCCUGCACCUGGCCAACGAGAAGCCCCGCUUACGCUGCGGCUUCAGGACCUCAACUCCCAGCGUGCCCCUCGCGGGGGGCGGGGUCGGGUGGCGCGGAUGUCCAAUAGGAGAAGGGGCGUGUUGGCUCAAGCCAAUAGGCAGCGAGGGGGCGUGUCCUCCCCGCCCCCGGGCACGCCCCGCGGUCACGUGGCGCGGGCGUGGCCGGUGA
Molecule: messenger RNA, 2295 nt
Organism: Sturnus vulgaris (Common starling)
Lineage: Eukaryota; Metazoa; Chordata; Aves; Passeriformes; Sturnidae
Source: RefSeq, a predicted model, not a curated record